GAGUGAAAAUCCUGUGUUUUGGUCGAAGUGUCGAACAAAUUUCACUUUAUUACUUUUCUAACCCUUUCGAGAAAGUAAAGUCAAGCAAAUGAGAGCUUAUCUAGCCUUGUCGUCUCCAGCCCUUUGUUCCUCACCACUCUCCGGUCCCUCCCGCGCCACCGUAAGAUACACGCCGUCUCUGCUGCAGCGCCGUCGUCCUUUCUUACUCGACAAAGGUACAACCACUUACGGCAGCAGCCUCCUCUCCAAGUUCAACACCUUUUCUGGUACGACCCUCACUGCUCCGUCUUCUUCGAUCAUGGCCGCUUCGCUCCAUCCUGAACAAUCUAGGGUUCCUCAAGCUAUCAAAUUGCCCAGUCCUCCGGUUACUAAGUUUAAGAUCGGCCUUUGCCAAUUGUCUGUGACUGAGGAUAAGGAAAGGAACAUUGUUCAUGCUAGAAGUGCCAUUGAAGAGGCUGCAGAGAAGGGAGCUAAGCUCAUACUUUUGCCUGAAAUAUGGAAUAGUCCAUAUUCAAACGAUAGCUUCCCAAUCUAUGCGGAGGACAUUGAUGCUGGCCCUAGUGCAUCGCCUUCAACAGCCAUGCUUUCUGAAGUUGCUCGUCUUCUAAAGGUCACAAUUAUAGGUGGUUCAAUACCAGAACGAAGUGGGGAUAAGCUGUUUAACACGUGCUGUGUCUUUGACUCUGAGGGAAAGUUGAAAGCAAAACACAGAAAGAUACACCUUUUUGAUAUUGAUAUUCCCGGCAAGAUAACUUUUAUAGAGUCUAAGACCCUCACAGCUGGGAAGACGCCUACAGUUGUCGAUACAGAGGUUGGACGAAUUGGUAUAGGCAUUUGUUAUGACAUUCGCUUUCAGGAGCUAGCUAUGCUAUAUGCAUCAAGAGGUGUUCACUUGAUCUGCUAUCCUGGUGCAUUUAACAUGACCACUGGACCCCUUCACUGGGAAUUACUACAGAGAGCAAGGGCUGCAGAUAAUCAGGUAUCUUAAAUUCAUUUUUACUUCAGAUCUUUUUACGUCUUCUAAUCCUGUCUGCCCAAACUUGAGAUUGUUAUUAGUGAUGGACUAAGUUAAAUUAGCUAAAGGGGGACUAAUUCACAAUGCUUCGCAACCAUAUAAGAAGUCUUAUGCUAUACACCCUUUAACUUUAUAACUUAUAAAGGACUUAAGCCUUGCCAUCCACAUCCAACGAGAAGUAGAUGAUCAUGGCUAAGAAAAAGAAGAAUGAGUUAAUGAUUAAUAUUUGAUAAUAAAAAAUCGGAUGUAUCCGUUGUCAAUGGAGAUAACAGAGUCAUUACUAACGAUGUUUUUCUUUGCGUAAAUAAUCAUCUAAAUAAAAAUGUCAUGUUAAUCUUCCUUUGUUUCUUUCUAUGAAGUUUUGGGUAGUAAACACAUUAAUGCAUCAAAAUUCAAAGGUCUAACAUAAAUAGGUCUUUAUCUCACAAGAGUAUGACUGUGUACACCUUGAUCCUUAUAUUCCAACGGAAUUGAGAUUAUAUUAGCUUUUGUUGUAAUAACAAAUUUGAGAAUGCCUU
This is a messenger RNA of Cuscuta campestris, 1533 nucleotides long. The record is from the annotation of a GenBank genome assembly. Lineage: Eukaryota; Viridiplantae; Streptophyta; Magnoliopsida; Solanales; Convolvulaceae.